CCGCGGGUUCCGGCUCCAGGUUGCUAUGGCGAUGUCGGUAGGUUUUGAUGCGGAGAGUCGGUUCGCCUUCGGCAGGAAUUAGACAGCACUGCAGGAAUAUCCGCGAGUUUUCCCAGGACAACCUGCUGACAAGACAAUGCAUUUCAACCCUCCUGUCAGUAGAGACAGGAUCAUAGCCACAUUUCCAAAGUGUUAUAAUCCACAAGCCUGCCUACAGAUGAAGGAUGAUUGGGAUACAAGAGCCAAGAGGGCUUGCCAAGACCGGGAAGCACGUCAGCAAGGGUUUGACAGGUUUAAGAUGUCAAAAGCAGUAGUAGUUGGAGAUCUCAAUGUGGGAAAGACAUGUUUAAUAAACAGGUUCUGUAAAGAUGUGUUUGAGAGAGACUACAAGGCUACUAUAGGUGUUGACUUUGAGAUUGAGAGAUUUGAGAUAUCUGGGCUGCCCUAUUCUCUUCAAAUAUGGGACACUGCUGGACAGGAAAAGUUCAAAUGCAUCGCAUCAGCAUAUUACAGAGGAGCUCAAGUUAUUAUUACCGUCUUCGACAUGGCGGAUAUCAAGAGCCUGGAAAACACGCAACAGUGGUUAAAAGAGGCACUGCAGGAAAAUGAACCAGACUCCUGUUUUGUUUUCAUAGUUGGCACAAAAAGAGACCUCCUGUCUGCAGAAGAGUGCCAGAGAACAGAGAGCGAUGCCAUAAAGAUUGCAGCAGAAAUGAACGCUGAGUUCUGGUCGGUGUCCUCAAAAACAGGGGAAAACGUCCAGGAGUUUUUCUUUCGCGUGGCAGCUCUGGCCUUUGAAGAUGCCAUUCUGAAGGACCUGGAGACAGAAAUCAGCACCACUCAGAUUGGAGAUGGAUGUAUUCUCGAUGAUAAAGCACUGGAAGAUGCACAAGAAAAACCAAAGAAGAAGUCCUGUUGUUGAUCCUCAGUGGUUUAGGAAGAAGAACUAACCCAUUUGUAUUUCGGGACAGAAUAAAUGUUUAACUUAGU
Messenger RNA from Carassius auratus (goldfish), 990 nucleotides. RefSeq names its product RAB36, member RAS oncogene family (gene rab36). Gene Ontology annotation, molecular function: GTP binding; GTPase activity. The record is from RefSeq and is a predicted model, not a curated record. The coding region runs from base 137 to 922 and encodes 261 amino acids. The transcript is spliced from 11 exons. NCBI's taxonomy places the organism in Eukaryota, Metazoa, Chordata, Actinopteri, Cypriniformes, Cyprinidae.